CCAAAAUUAAUUUUAGAAAAGGGAAUGGAAAAAAAAAAGAGAGAAAAACUGGGGAGAAAAGUGCACAAGAAACAUUUGCAAAUUACAAACCCUUAAAUGGGGCUGGUCAAAAAUCCCCUCAAGCAACGGUUUGUGGUCAAUGAAACCAAAAUUUCCUAUAAAAUAUAUAUAAAUAAUGAAGAAAAAAUUACCUUUAUUUGCGUGGGAAAGGUGGAUUUUCAAUAACCAACUCUCCAUUAUUUACAGUUACUCUUGUUCUUCAGGAGGAACACCCGCCAAAAAAGAGAGAAAAAGCAAGAGCAAGAUUGUGAAAACCAUCCCCAAUUUCCCCACAACUGAAACCUAAUCUCCAAACAAUAAUAAUAAUAAAAUAAAUCGGCAUAAACGAUCGAUCGAAUUUUCAAUCAUGGCGCAAGCCUAUCCAGAGAAGAAGAUCAUCGACCAAGAAACUUCUUCUUCGCUACAGAGUACCGCCAGCAGUAAUAAGGAGAUGAUGAUGAUUACGGCGAUGAUCAAGGAGAAAGCCAAGCCACCGCCCACCACCCCCACCGCCGGCAGCGACAGCACAGCUUUGGCAGCGGCGGCGGCCGGUGGCUGCGGUGCUUCGUUCAAAUUCAAUGCGCAUGCUCCCGAGUACGUACCUAGAUCGCGUUCCGCCGGCGUCGCUGCCGCCACGACCGCCGCCGCCGCGCAGCAACAGAUGUCCCCGAUCUCCGGAUAUUUCUACCCUUGUCUCCACUACCUGAGCGCCACCGGUGGCUCCGAUUGGUUCUUCAUCGGCGGUGAUCAGGACGCUUCUUCCGCUGUCGGCGCCGCUUAUUUGAUCCCGAACCCUAAUGUCGCGUUACCUAAUUGCUCCGCCAAGGAUGCCUCCCAGGUUCUCACCGAAGAUUUCCGCCAGAAAAUUGUCAAACAGGCAGAAUACCAGUUCAGUGAUAUGAGUCUCCUUGCAAACGAAUCGAUGUCAAAGCACCUGAGCAAAGAUCCUGAAGGUUAUGUGCCUAUAUCUGUCAUUGCUUCCACAAAGAAAAUGAAGUCCCUUACCAGUAACCAUCAUCUGAUCACCCAGGCACUCAAAUCAUCUCCAAAGCUCGUUGUGCAUGAAGAUGGAAGGAAGGUUAAACGUAAGUUCCCGUUCACUGAGAAAGAGAGAGAGGAAUUGCAGUCUCGCAGUGUGGUAGUGGAGAAUUUGCCUGAGGAUCACUCUCAUCAAAACCUUGAGAAGAUAUUUGGUGUUGUUGGAAGUGUCAAAACCAUCAGGAUUUGCCAUCCUCAGGAAUCAAGCUCUUCUCGGUCUAAAAGUGAUUUCUUCAUGAGCAACAAGCUACAUGCUCUAGUGGAGUUUGAGACACCGGAUGUAGCUGAGAGAGCGGUGGAGAGGCUGAAUGAUGAAAGGAAUUGGAGAAAAGGGUUGCGAGUCAGAUUGCUCCUUAGAUACUCGCCUAAAUCAGUGCUGAAAAGCAGGAGGUCGGAAUUCGAAGGCGUAUUGGACGAUGAAGAGGGAUCAUUUUCUGAUUCACUUGAUGAUAUCUCUAUCCCAACAAGCACUGCAGAUCUCACUUCCGAGUCGAAGGUGGACGAAAUCUCUGGAUCAUCGAAGAAGGCGGGAUGCGGAAGAGGGAGAGGGAAGGGAAGAGGUGGAAGGUUGCAAAGCCAUGGCAGUGGGAGAGGCCUUCUCUCGCCAUCUCCACCGGCUGUUACAAGCAGCUUCGGUCCAUUUGAGGCAGCAGCGUCUGUUAAGUAUAAUGCUACAAAGGGUCCAAGAAUGCCUGAUGGAACCAGAGGAUUCGCCAUGGGAAGAGGCAAGCCGUUAAUGGUGGCUUCUCCUGCAACAGCAUCUGCAAUGGUGGAAUGAAUUCCAUGUUUCACUAUCGACAAGUAGCCAUAUAGUUCCAUUUUUUUUUCUUCUUCCUUCUAAUUCCUGUUUUGGUGUAGAGGUUGAGAGGCAAGAAGAGCUUCUUCUUCUUCUUCUUCUUACUUGGAGAAUAUGGCGCAAAUGACUUUUUGCCAUGUUUAGGAGGUGACAGAUACUUCCUGGGAUCAUCAAAUAAGUCUGGUGAGGUGUAUAGUACGAUUGGUAUAUGUAUGAAUUUGGUCUGUUCUUCUGACCAAACAAACAAAGGUGGUUAUGGUGGGCUUUUUCCCCCUUUAAUUGAGAUGAAAUUUUGGUUCAUUCUAUUACUGUAUAACAACAACACUUUUGCUUUGAAUAAAGAACUUGAUAACGAAUUUGAUGUUAUGCUUUUUAUGGUCGCUCAUAUUUCAACUAUUUCAAGUCGCUCUCGAAUAUGUUGAGAAUAUUUGUGGGUAGUGAUUUUAGUUGCAUUGAUCCAAUGUCUUUUGGAGUAGAAAUGAUUCAUGAAGUGGCGAGGACAAUCCUUCAUCUAGAUUAUGAUAAUCAAAUUGGUAUAAAUGUGGGGAGUAAUAAAAGUAGGGAGAAGUCAUAACAAAAUUUAGGGAUCGAAAACAAAAAAUCAUUACUUGGAAGGCUUGAAAAUUUUUAUAUAUAUAGAAGAGAUGUGGUCCUUGUUUUAUGCUCUCACUGAACUUUGAAUCAGUCGUGGAUAAUAUACCGGUUUGAGCUACAGCUUCGUAUUUUUAUCCCAAUAAAUUUACGAAAGAUAAGAGGUAAUAUCAAAUAGAAUUAGAACUUGGAAGAAUCAGUGUUAGCAAAUAGCAAUACACCAUGAUUAGAACUUAGUAAGGAGAAUUUGCACUCAACUCAACACAACACGUCGAUUACUAUUCUAAAACUCAACUCUAAAAGUGGAUGCGGCUAAAAAUAAGAGAAUUGAAAUUACAUACUAACUAUCAAAUGUUUCCCGCCAAAUGUCCAUAAUAUUUAACCAAAGCUGCAGAAUAAAUGAAUAUAUACCAACAACGGCAAAACUCGAUCAAUUGGCCUAUUAGCUCAGCUGGUUAGAGCGUCGUGCUAAUAACGCGAAGGUCACAGGUUCGAGACCUGUAUGGGCCAUUUUUUACAUCGUUUCUUACUGCUAUUUUUCUAAACGAUUCAAGGAUUGGUGCUUCCCUCUUACGAUUGCACUUUCAUGACUAUCUCGUAAAUGUAAUGUCUGUGGAUAGAAUUUCCUUUUCUGAUUUCACUAUACAACUAUUUGAUAUGGUGUAUCUGCAGAAUAAUGAUGUAUAAUGUAGAAGAAGAAAAAAAUCCUUCAUUCCAUGUCGAUACUCUAUGUGCAGGCUCGUGAUAAAAUAAAAUAAAAAAUCAAUGCUUGUCGUCACAAAAAUUUUCAUUAGUAACCUAUUGAUAGAUUUUCAUUGGUUCGCACUCGGCUUUCAUUGGUUUGCACUCGGCUGGUGAUUUGGUUAUUCUGACCCCGGAUCGGGAUGUUUUGAUGGCUAAGGGUGUGCAGUUUCAGUGGUUUGACGACCCCCUGGUUGUGGAAUUGGUGACGCUUCGUGAAGCUGUUCUUUGGUGUCAGUCUCUCGGCUUCGGGGAUAUUUCCUUUGAGGGGGAUGCGAAAGUUAUCAUUGAUAAAAUUAACCAAGCGGAUGCUAGCGAUAGUCGGUUAAGAGCUGUUCUGGAGGAACUCAUUCAGAUUUUUGCCAGCAAUCCUGGGUUUAGUGUUAGAUUUGUAGGUCGCUGUAGCAAUAGGGUAGCCCAUUUGGUGGCUAGAAAAGCCCUCUAUUUGUACCCGACUAUGCCUAUGUUUGGCCCGGCUUUUAGAAGUGCUUUUCGGCUUCAAAAUCUGAAGCAGGGCCAAACACCUCUAAAAGCUCGGCUUUUGAAAAGCCGAAAAGCGCUUUUGUAUAACAUAAAAGCAGAAGCUCCGAUUUGGAGCUUAUGCGAAAAGCUGUUUUGAAAAUACAAGAUUAUCCUUACC
Molecule: messenger RNA, 3845 nt
Organism: Linum trigynum
Lineage: Eukaryota; Viridiplantae; Streptophyta; Magnoliopsida; Malpighiales; Linaceae
Source: the annotation of a GenBank genome assembly